Daucus carota subsp. sativus is the source of this 2748-nucleotide messenger RNA. RefSeq lists its product as uncharacterized. The record is from RefSeq and is a predicted model, not a curated record. Bases 16 to 2523 code for a protein of 835 amino acids. The transcript has 10 exons. NCBI's taxonomy places the organism in Eukaryota, Viridiplantae, Streptophyta, Magnoliopsida, Apiales, Apiaceae.
UAAUAAAAAAUAAUAAUGACGGCAAAAAUGCAAUCUAGGUGCUGGACUAGGCCGAGCGGUAUAGAGUGCUACAUAUACUACUCGGUGCCUGCGAUAAAAUCUAUUCGAUUGUGUGUCCUCUCUCCGUGUUUAUCUCCCCCUUUUCAUUUUUCAUGUACUUUUCUUUGGAGCAGGCUGUGGUUGAUGGAGGAGAACAGUUCGAUUAGCUCGUCGGAAUCGAGCAGCGAUCGGAGUGUGAGAGCCGAUCCGACGGCGAUCAGCGAAGAUGUGUGGGAAACAGCAGAAGCAGUGGCGUGGCAUGAGGUUUUAGAGUGUAUUCACCCGACGCUUGACUCUCAGGAGAAGCGUAGAGACGUUAUUGACUAUGUUCAGCGACUUAUUCGCCGCUCUCUUGGCGUCGAGGUGUUCCCCUAUGGUUCAGUUCCGCUCAAGACUUAUUUACCAGACGGAGAUAUUGACUUGACUGCCCUGAGUACUCCUAAAGGUGAUGAUUCUUUGUGCCGUGAUGUACUUGCGGUCAUGCAUGGCGAACAGUUAAAUGCAAAUGCCGAAUUUGAAGUGAGAGAUACGCAGUUUAUUGAUGCUGAGGUUAAGCUUGUAAAAUGCCUAGUCGAUAAUAUCGUGAUAGAUAUAUCCUUUAAUCAGCUAGGAGGACUUUCCACACUCUGUUUUCUCGAACAGGUUGAUCGUCUCAUUGGGAAGGAACAUCUGUUUAAACAUAGUAUCAUCCUGAUAAAAGCAUGGUGCUACUAUGAAAGCAGAAUCCUUGGUGCCCAUCAUGGUCUCAUUUCUACAUAUGCUUUGGAAUCAUUGAUUCUCUACAUAUUCCAUAUGUUCAAUUCAUCUUUAAAUGGACCACUAGCGGCUCUUCAUCGAUUCUUGGUUUAUUAUAGCAAAUUUGAUUGGGAGAACUACUGUAUUAGUCUGAAUGGUCCAGUUUGCAUUUCCUUUCUGCCUGAUCUAGUUGUUGAUAAUCCAGGUAAUGACGAAGAGCCAAUGCUUAGCGAAGAAUUUCUUAGAAACUGUGUGGAUAUGUUUUCUGUUUUACCGAAAUCGUCGGAGUCCAAUUUCCGCGCGUUCCCCAAGAAAAAUCUAAACAUUAUUGAUCCUCUGAAGGGAAACAAUAACCUCGGGCGCAGUGUUAAUAGAGGAAACUAUUUCCGGAUACGCAGUGCUUUUAAAUUUGGUGCCCGCAAACUUGGUAAUAUCCUUAGUUUGCCAAGGGACAGACUUGCUGAAGAGAUAAUGAAUUUCUUCGAGAACACUCUGGAGAGGCAUGGACGCAAAAAUGCUCCAGAUAUAUCUGCUGAUGAGCUUGAGAGGUUACCAGUUACGGUAUAUUCGAAUGAUGAAGUACAUCUGAACAAAUUCAAUGGAAAUCUUGUUCACGAUAUGUUGGGGUUGGAAGAUAAUAUCAGGUAUGCAUCAAGAAAUGAGCCAGACAGGUAUUCGAACAGCACAGUAUCUUCACAGAUGGUGCAAGCAAGCCCAGAAGGAACCUUGGGAGGUCACUAUGAAAAAGAGUAUGAUGAGCUCGUCACAGAUAGGUGUCUGCACUUGCAGAACACAAAUUCAGAACCUAAUUUUUCAUCGCCUGGGAGAGAUAACUGUGAUUCUUUCUCAACAAACUUCAAGGCAGGAUGUUUUGGUGAAUCGGCAAUCUCUAGUCAAGAGGAUAUUCUCUCAGAUGGUCCAUCUGUUGAUUUUAAAAAGAAAACCUUGGAUGACAAUUUAGAUGAUACUGAAGGUGUGAACCUUGCAGACCUUAGUGGGGAUUAUGAUAGUCACAUAAGAAGUCUCCUUUAUGGCCAGUGUUGCCAUGGAUAUGCGUUAUCUUCACCUGCAAAGUGUAGUACUCUUUUAUCAUUCCCUACUCAUGUGCAGAGCAAGCCCUGGGAUACUGUCCGCCAGUACUUCCCAAUACUCUGGAGGCUGAAUUCCAGUGAUGCAGCUUUUGUACAGCCUCCUUAUGCUGUUGACAAUUCUAAUCAAUCCACAGAUGGUUUUGGUUUGGUUGAAAGGAGAAGAGCACGAGGAACAGGGACAUACAUUCCUCAUCUGACGCGUAAUUCAUUCAACUAUCCACCCUCUCAGGUUAGGAGGAAUCAAUUGCAAGACACUCGCGGCCAGGUUCCGAACUACACCUACUACAACAUUGUGGAUUCAACUUCGCCCAGGACAUUAGAUGCAAAUUCUGUAAGAACUAAUUCAUUUGAAGGAGGUGACCAAAUGAGUGUGAAAGAACAGUCAAGUUUUGAAAAGCAAGAUUCACCCAACCAACCAGUUAACUCUUAUGGCAAUGGAACCUCAAGGGCGAACUGGGAACUUAAGUUCGGGUCAUUUGGCCCUUUGGCAGAAGGCAGUUCAUUGGGUUUGAGUGAAUCUGUUGCAGGGGUAUCUGUUUCAAGCCCCGUGUCCUCAGCAGUGCGGAACUCCGAAGAUGUAGAAGGUAACAAAGAAAGGGACGCGGAGAAUUUUCUAAACCUCCAGAAUGAUGAAGACUUCCCCCCUCUUUCUUCCUGAAUCCCUUGUAGGGCUACAUCUGUGCAUGUCUUAACUUGAGGUGGAUAAGUUAUAGGUUCUAACUUUCAGAAUGAUCUUUAGAGGUUUUUUGGGUUGAACACCGUUCAAACUCUUGUCUUUUUGGUUCGUUCUCACAUUAGGAACACAAAUGGGAAAAAAAAAAAAGAAUAGAUGGAUUAACUUUUUUGUAGAUUGUACAAUCUUCUGGUUAAUUUUUUCCCUGCA